UUGGAAACGGCACGGUGGGAUUCUUACUCGUUUCUGGACAAAAACAACGAACAGAAGGAAAACAAAAAACAAAAUCGUGAAAUCGCCUCGGAAUUUUGUGCUGUAAAACGAGUGAAACCCGGUGUAAUUUCCUUGGAGUGCCGAAAGAUUGUUUCUUCCUUGCUGAACAAUCUCCUAAAACGACAUUAUUCAAUGUCCACGGGUUUUCCCGAAGAGAGUCUGUGCGUUCGUUCUCGUUGAGAAUUAAUUUGGGAGCCCAAAAGCGCUCCAGCGCCAGCUGAAAUAGAAAAGGAAUACUGAUAACAACGAUAAUGAGCAGUCUGGGAAACGGAAGCCACCAGAACAACCCCAACAACAACACCGGAAGCAGCCAGAACUCGGCCGCAGAAGGAACCGUGAUGGACCGCGGAAGCUGCAUUCUGGUGCGUUACGCAAGCCAGAACUCACUCGACGAAAGCUCACAGAAGCAGCUGCCGCGCGCGAAUGGAAAGGAAAAGACGACGGGCGCGUACCGCAACAACAUCCACACACAACGAUCAUUCGAGGCCAUGAAUAUGAUGAGAGAACAAAACCUGCUGUGCGAUGUGGUGCUGGUGGCGGAAGGGAUCGAGAUUCCAGCCCAUAAGAUGGUGCUUGCCUCGUGCAGCCCGUACUUUUACGCCAUGUUCACGGGCUUCGAGGAGAGCCGCCAGGAUCGGAUCACACUGCAGGGUGUCGACCAUCGGGCACUUCAGUUGCUGAUCGAGUACGUCUACACGGCGGUUGUCGAGGUAACGGAGGAAAACGUUCAGAUCCUGCUGACGGCCGCCAAUCUGCUGCAGCUGACGGACGUGCGAGACGCUUGCUGUGAUUACCUGCAGACACAACUCGAUCCGAGCAACUGUCUCGGGAUACGUGAUUUUGCCGACAUUCACGGUUGCAUCGAGCUACUGAACUACGCCGAGACUUACAUUGAACAGCAUUUCUCAGAGGUGUGCCAAUUUGAGGAGUUUCUGAAUCUCACCAGUGAUCAGGUGGUCAAUUUAAUCAAGAGUGAUCGUCUCUCGGUUCCGACAGAAGAAAGGGUUUACGAAUGUGUCAUAACGUGGAUACAGUACGAUGUGCCCGGACGGCAACACAAUCUGGCCGAUCUGAUGGAACACGUCCGGUUGCCGCUGCUCGCGCAAGACUAUCUAGUACAGCACGUCGAGAAGGAGCAACUGAUGAAGGGUGACUUGCAGUGCAAGGAUUACAUUAUUGAAGCCCUCAAGUACCAUCUGCUGAAGGGCGAACAGAAGACGUCAUUCAAAACGCCACGCACCAUCCCACGGCAACCGGUGGGCCUUCCCAAGGUACUGCUCGUGAUCGGUGGUCAAGCACCGAAAGCAAUCCGUUCAGUCGAGUGUUACGAUCUGCGGGAGGAAAAGUGGUAUCAGGUGGCCGAAAUGCCGACGCGUCGUUGUCGUGCAGGAUUGGCGGUACUAGGCGAUAAGGUAUACGCCGUCGGUGGCUUCAAUGGCUCGUUGCGCGUGAAAACGGUCGACGUGUACGAUCCGGCACUCGAUCAAUGGACCACUAGUCACUGUAUGGAAGCGCGACGCUCUACACUCGGUGUGGCGGUACUCAACAACUGUAUCUACGCGGUCGGUGGUUUCGAUGGAUCGACGGGACUCAGUACGGCCGAAAUGUUUGAUCCAAAGCGACAAGAGUGGCGGUUGAUUGCGGCCAUGUCGACGAGACGCAGCUCGGUCGGUGUUGGUGUGGUUAAGGGCCUGCUAUAUGCCGUCGGUGGGUACGAUGGAGCUUCACGGCAGUGUUUGGCUUCCGUCGAACGGUACGAUCCGGCCACCGAUACGUGGACACCGAUCGCGGAGAUGUCAGCAAGACGCAGUGGAGCCGGUGUCGGUGUGCUGGACAAUAUUCUGUACGCUGUCGGUGGCCACGAUGGACCGCUGGUACGUAAAUCGGUGGAAGCGUACGAUCCGGUAACGAACACUUGGCGUCCGGUCGGUGAUAUGGCGUUCUGUCGAAGGAAUGCUGGCGUCGUUGCUCACAAUGGAAUGCUGUACGUGGUGGGCGGUGACGAUGGCAUCUCGAACUUGGCCUCGGUGGAGGUGUACAGCCGUGAAACGGACAGCUGGCGUAUUCUGCCCUCGUCGAUGAGCAUCGGUCGUAGCUAUGCGGGGGUUGCCAUCAUAGAUAAGCCAUUGUGAAGCGAGCAGCAAGGCGCACGGGCCAGCAAUCCGUCGCACCAGCAACCUUUCCUCCGUUCCUACUCUCGAACCUAUGCUAAUUGCACCAACACCACCACCAGUAGUCUCCACCAGCAACGAUCGUCAGCGGUAAUGGGCGCAGCACUAGCACAGGAUGCUUCAGUUGGCCAGCCAGGCGGUCCUGGCGUUGGUUGUUCUGAUGAUGAAAACAGUCAGGCAGAAGGUUUAAAUCCCGAACCGGCCGCAAAUGGUGGGCAGACGUCUGCUAAUGCUAAUCCUUCGGCCAAUAACGUACACUACGAGAACAUAUAUGAAUCCAUCGAGCAAUAUGCUGGUCUUGGUGCCGUUGGUGGUGGACCUUCCGGCCAACAGCCCAUCCAUCGAUCAGCUGCCACAUCGGGCCAAGCUUCAGCUCCUCUGGCGAAUGGAAUGAUGCACAAUGUGCAUAUCAAUCCGUACCAUCAUCCGCUGGCAUAUCGGAAUGAGCUCUACGAUCGAACUGCCGGUUACGAUGUACCGCGUGGACGUGGAGCUGGCCAGCCAGCGAGCUACUAUCAGAAUCAAGCGUCGUUACAGCCUUCUCUGCUCCCUGGAGGAGGAGCACCAGCGGCGGGAGGCCCACGUUAUGCAAACCUUCAUCUUGAUCUCAAUCGAUCGCGCUAUCAGGCGCCAACGCAACAGCAACAACGAACACCGAGGCAACGUAGCUUCGAUGAUACGGAAUCGUAUCAUUAUCAUCGCUAUCAACCGAAUGGCACCGGAGGAUCGAUGAAGCAAUCCGAUAAUCUGUAUGAGCGAGUGCGUGAAGAACCGGCGUACCAGAACACGGGCUCACUGGCGGCCAGUAAUCGAACGGGUCUUUAUGGGCGGUUCGAUGUGAUCGGCCAUGGUGUAGGGCGGAUCGAGCGUCAUCUCAGUUCAUCCUGUGGAAACAUUGAUCAUUACAGUCUCGGUGGUCACUAUGCGGUACUUGGCCACAGUCAUCUCGGUACCGUUGGGCACAUUCGACUUAAUCAAUCGAACGGUGGUGGUGGUGGUGGUGCCACUAACGGUAACGCAUCUGCGCAAGCUCCCAACUCGAUCACUCCGACUACCACCCAGACAAAGGACGGUGCGACGUCUUCAUCGACCGUAAAUGUGAAAUCGUUCUUUAGUUGCUUGGGAGGCGAGAACUCGCAAUCGAUGAACAAUCUGAACAAACCACCGACUACUGGGCCACUGGCUGGAAUUGGUGGUAGUUCCGGUGCGGCUGGAGCUGCCAGUACUGCACCAGCUGAUGGUAGUUCUCUAUCAAAUGGACAAGGAAGUAGCAUCGUAGGAGGGUUAGCGAGUGCCGCAGCCGUUGGUAGCUCCGCAACAGGCACCAUACCGAAGAUUAAUCGUAAAACGAAGCAAUCUCAACAGCACCCAGAACCAGCGACAGUCAGUGGUUUGGUACCUGUCCAUGCGGAAGCUCCGAUAGAACUUGCUGGUGGGCGUGUUACGAAGCCAUCGCUUCAGUGGCUGCUCGUCAACAAAUGGCUACCGAUGUGGGUUGGUCAAACGCCGCCGGAUUACAAGUUUAUCGACUUUAACUUUAUGUUCUCGCGCAAUUGCGAUGGUUGUGCUACGGCAAACCACACGCCGCCACCACCACCACAGGAACUGGUUCGCUAUGGACAGGCGCUGAUCGAGCAAACUGAUUACAUUCCACCGGCACGCGAGUAUCCGACAAUGACCGGGAGCUAUCCACGGGUACUACGCAACACACCACAGCUGGCUCGUCUCAGAGAGCACGAGUACGAGAACGUACCACUCGCUGACGGAUCAGCGGCGUCCGGACUGCGCGCGAUGACACCAUUGCGUCCGAUGGGUCCGAGAGCGGUAGUCACACCGGCAGCAGCCCGACCAUUAGCUGGAUCGGUAAGCCGUUUACGGGAUCAUGCAUCUGGGCCCCGUACCGGGGCUGAUUCAUUCCGUAGCUGGUCAUUCAAUUUUGAGGACAACAGUUUCCGUCCGGCUCGUUCCAAUGGAUUCGUGCAGCAACAGCAAACCUCCAACAACAAUAACGGUGCUGGUGGAAGUAGUCCGGUCGUACGCGAUGUACGACGCAUCACAGAUGGCACGUUCGGUGCGCGGGACCUGCAACCUCUCGAUCCUGGUCCAAUACCAGGCCCAAGUGGGCUACGGCGAGCUACCGUGGCAACGGUAUGCACGGCCUCCCAUGAUGACACAGGAGAUGCUGCUACUAGCGAAAGUCAUGACGUGCGUCGGCUCUCACUGGGAUCGACCUCUUCAUCCGGUUCCGAAAACUUUGUCAUGGAAUCGCUGGCAGCGGAAGUCGGAGGACUAGCAGAGGAUAGCAGCAUUUCCGGUGGUGAUGUGGACGCAGGAGAUGGUAUGAUGCUCCACGCAAAUGGCACCACGGUUGGUGCUGGCUCUUCGAAUGAAUCAUCCGAAUCCUUCAACUACGAGCCAGAACUUGUGGCUGAUACUGCAGAUCGGUCCAUGUCGGAGGAUGAGGUAGAGAUCGCUGUGGGUCGCAUUUCUACGGCACAAACGAAUGACGAUGAUGAGGCACGAGGCGAGAAUUAAUACCAGGGCCCUAAACGUACACUAAUCUCUUUUGUGAUCUGGCCGAAAUGGUCGGUACCGGUAAUGGCAACGAAUGGAUUCCUGUUUUUAAUAACGCGUAACAAACUGUUAUCUUCUCUUUUUAUCUCGUUCUUACCAAAAACUGCUCAAUAUUUAUUAGGCAUUCCUUUCCACACCUUCCCCUUCCGUUACGAGCAGUCAGAGACUGGAAUCUGCAAUCGCAAAGCAAAUUCGCAAUAUUCUGUUAAUGUUAGUUCAAUUGCGUUCCCUCCUUCCAAGGAUUCCACUUAGCAAUUCUUCGAAAGAUAGUAAUUUAUGUUCCUUUUUUACGAUGGAACACUAAGCACGAAACAAAACGACUUCGUGCAUCACAUUUCCAGUAAAUUAUUGACAAACGCGGAUCGAAAUAGUUGAGUGAGAUGUCGAGGGGGCGGAAGGAUAUGAAUCUAUUUUAAAAAUAAGAAUAACAAAUAACAAUUAUAAGAUAUAUGUACACACACUUGCGCACAGUUAGGCUGGAAGUAGCGUCUUAGGCAUUUGCAUUAGCCACUACCCCUGGCAGACAGUUGCAGUAGGGUGGUUAGUUAGCUGUACGUUUCAUAAGCAUAUCGUACGUUAUUGCGUUCUCACCUGGAUAGUGUAGCUGUACUCUCCGUCGUUACGUGCUCAAUGUUAGACGGUAUAAGUAAAAGGUACGAGAGCGUUACAGUACUCCUGCAGCCGGUACAGAACACACGAGAAAACGCACAAAACAGUUCCGCUUCCUUUUGUGUUCCAUACAAUCUGUGGCACAGCGACAGCGGCCCAAACGGUACAAACGGUUCGUUCUCUUUUUAUUAGUAUGUGACUGAGGUUCUCUUUUCGUUUGAAUUGUUGCGUCGAGAACAUUACGGCAUUUAGCGUUACUAAGUUAGAAGGCGCAGUCCGAACACCCUCGAGAUGAUGAUAUAUGCUCCGCAACGCUCCACGAUUCCGAGGAUCUGCAUUUGGUAUUCAUUAGUUGGACGUUGAGAUUAAAAUACAAUAAACGUGAUAAUG
Molecule: messenger RNA, 5804 nt
Organism: Anopheles darlingi
Lineage: Eukaryota; Metazoa; Arthropoda; Insecta; Diptera; Culicidae
Gene: kel
Product: ring canal kelch homolog
Exons: 5
Molecular function (GO): protein binding
Source: RefSeq, a predicted model, not a curated record